AUGUUCCAAUCCUUCAUUAAAUCAAUGGGACUGGCACCACUCGACAGUUAUGUUGAACCACGGCUGUCUAUCGGGAACGUCGUCCUCGACCGCGAAAUUUCCACCGGCCACUUUACCGUUCAAGUCGAUGAAGAAGCUCGAGCAGUUUUUAUAAGAAACAACAAGGGACGCGUCAUAUGGAAAUCACUACACAAUAUCCCAUUCCUUGCAUCCAGUCUUGGUGAUGAUGAAAUUAUUCCUAUGGAAUAUAAUGACAGUCUGUACAAAAUUGUCGAGCACGACGAAAAAGCCACACGACUACAAACCAUUACUCGCAUUGCUCCUAGUGGCAAUGAUACAGUGAUCAUAUACGGUGGUCUGGGAACUCGCAUUGCUCCGCCUACACACCUCAGCUACGAGUUUAUCAUUAAAGAGCUCAGCCCGCACCAGCUCCAGUUCACAGCCAGAAUUACAGAACGGGACUCACCCAUGGCCAAUUAUCGACGUCUUUUUCUAACGUACGAGAGUCGCAAGGAAGAAGACUUUUAUGGCUUUGGUGAGCAGUUUGUCUAUUCAUCGUUAAAGGGUCACAAGGUGCCCGUCUUAAUAAGGGAACGAGGACACGGAUGUGGUGGGCCGCAGACAUCGUCGUUCUUCAGCUCCGCCAAGAGUUUCGUCGAAGGUUAUUUCAGUGGUGAUGACGGCCACUGCGCGUCCUACGUCAGCGUUCCACAGUAUGUCACAUCUGACAAGCGCUGCCUGUGUCUCGAAACAUCCGAAUAUGCUAGCUUCGAUUUAUGCGAACCCGACCGUGUUACUAUCCGUGUCAACAAUAGCAUUGACAAUGAUCUUGUCGGCCGCAUCAUUGACGGUGAUUCGAUGCUCGACCUGAUAACGGAAUACACUUCUUAUGCUGGACGUAUGCAGCCAUUGCCUGACUGGAUCAACAAAGGCGUGGUCGCUUGUAUCCAAGGCGGUAGCGCAAAAGUACGACAAAUUGUUGCUCAAAUGGAACAGCAUCAAACACCCGUCGCCGCCGUGUUGGUGCCUGAUUGGUGUGGUCAACGCUUACAGCCGUUGACGAGCACAGUUGCUCUGAAACGACUCUGGUGGCAUUGGGAACAUGAUGAGCAAUUGUACCCGGACUGGCAAAAUUUGGUGGAGGAACUACGCCGCGACAGAAAUAUUGGUGUCAUGUCCUACGUCAAUCCAUUACUGGUCCCAAAACAAGGUGCCAAGCGCGACUUGUUUGCCGAAGCAACGCAGAAUGGCUAUUUUGUAAAAAUUUCAUCCAAAAAGGAAAUGAUCCAGUCGGGUGGAUUGGAGGCUGGGCUACUGGAUCUGACGAAUCCAGAAGCAGUUGCAUGGUUCAAACAGGUUGUCAAGCAGCAAUUCUGGGAUGUGGGCGUUUCUGGUAUGAUGGUUGACAUGGGUGAAAAUCUGCCGUGCAGCAUCGAGGGGGUGACAUUACAUUCGCAACAACCAUCGUCUGCGUAUCAUAACCGGUAUGCUGAGUCUUGGGCAAGGCUGUAUCAAGAGUCUAUCGAGGAAUCAGAUUUAGACCAUCAACCCGUGUGUUUUCUGCGCUCUGGAUACACGCGAUCACCACAGCACCUGCAAUUGCUAUGGUCCGGUGACCACAAUGUAACUUGGGAUCAAACAGAUGGCCUGAAAAGUGCGGUAACGGGUAUGCUGUCGGGAGGUUUCUCUGGAUUCUCUCUCAAUCACAGUGAUGUUGGUGGAUUUACUACUAUUGAAGGCUUGUUGCCUGGUGCUUCCAUGUCACGAAACCGAGAUUUACUUUACCGAUGGAUGGAACUUGCCGCUUUCACCGCCGUCUAUCGAACACAAGAGGGUAUAUUGCCUGAAAAGAAUGCUCAAUUUUACCAAGACGAGGAAACCUACGCUCACUUUGCACACACAGCACAACUCUACGCAGCUUUAGCACCAUAUCGAAAACAGUACAUACAAGAGGCUUAUGAAAAGGGCUGGCCUUUGAUGCGACAUUUAGUACUAUAUUAUCCUGACGAUCCAACUGUCCGACAAAUUGUGCAUUCACAAUACUUGCUGGGACCUCACUUGAUGAUAGCACCUACCGUCUCGCCCUCGGCAUCGUUUGUCAAAGUGUACUUCCCACACGAAAAUAGUGGCAUAUCAUGGAGACAUAUUUGGACAGGAAAAUAUUUUGAAGCGGAUGGAAGUUAUAAGGUUGUAGAUACACCGCUGGGACAACCGGCCGCAUUUGUCAAGGAACCACGACAAGACGACGGAUUAUUGAAUGAUUUGAUUUCUUUUGCAAACCAUUACUACUCUUCCAUUGCAUCAUCAUCUUCACCUCGAUCAUCAUCAUUAAAUAAAUAA
Zychaea mexicana is the source of this 2340-nucleotide messenger RNA. RefSeq names its product glycosyl hydrolases family 31-domain-containing protein. Lineage: Eukaryota; Fungi; Mucoromycota; Mucoromycetes; Mucorales; Lichtheimiaceae. Bases 1 to 2340 code for a protein of 779 amino acids. Gene Ontology annotation, biological process: carbohydrate metabolic process. Gene Ontology annotation, molecular function: hydrolase activity, hydrolyzing O-glycosyl compounds; carbohydrate binding. The transcript has 7 exons. The record is from RefSeq and is a predicted model, not a curated record.